Molecule: messenger RNA, 2291 nt
Organism: Rhopilema esculentum
Lineage: Eukaryota; Metazoa; Cnidaria; Scyphozoa; Rhizostomeae; Rhizostomatidae
Product: neuronal acetylcholine receptor subunit alpha-10
Biological process (GO): monoatomic ion transmembrane transport
Cellular component (GO): postsynaptic membrane
Molecular function (GO): transmembrane signaling receptor activity; acetylcholine-gated monoatomic cation-selective channel activity
Source: RefSeq, a predicted model, not a curated record
CUUUGUGCAUCAAAACAAACAAAGAGAGUAUAGAGGGUUAUUAUUCUAUAUAUUUCUUUGUAUCCUAGCAGCAGUAGUUAAUUCGGAGGUUUAUUUUGAUAUAAUGCAUCGUUUUCGGAAAGUGAACUAGGAGUUCCAGUGGACAGAAAUGUCGUUUUUAACAAAACUGAUGCUUAUUGCUUGCUGUCAGAGCUUUACCUUCGGGUCUCAGCAAGAAGGACGGUUGAUGGAAGACCUCUUCAAGGACUACAACAGCAGGGCGAGGCCUGUGCAUAAUGUGACAAAUGCUGUGCAGCUUGUAUUUGAUAUUGCAUUGAAGCAAAUUCUUGACGUGGAUGAAAGAAAUCAAAUCAUAACAACGAAUGUGUGGGUUCGCCAGUACUGGUCUGAUGAAUUCCUAAGAUGGAACACUUCACAAUAUGGCGGCAUUACGGCAAUCAGAGUUGAUGCAACUUCAAUUUGGAGGCCUGAUCUUCGACUCUACAACACUGCCCAAGAAAACUUUAAAGGUAUAGAUAUCGAAAGCAAAACAAAAGCAACUAUAUACUCCGAUGGUUCAGUUGUCUGGUUGAGUCCUCAUGUGCUAAAAAGUGUUUGCAAGAUGGACAUCACAUACUUUCCAUUUGAUGAUCAGUAUUGCGUUAUGGUUUUCGCUUCAUGGGCCUAUCAUGGUACACAUGUCAACAUCACAAACAAGUUACCGGCUGGUGACCUGAGCAGCUAUUCCGCAAGCGGAGAAUUCCAGUUACUAAGCUUCAAUGUCGAAAGAAAAGUGAAGAGAUACGACUGCUGCCCAGAGCCGUACCCAGAACUGACAUACACAUUGCAUUUACGACGCCGUGCCAGGUUCUUCCUCAUGAAUACAAUUGUACCAAGCACUUUGAUCUCCUUCUUGGCAUUUCUGUCCUUCAGCCUUCCACCAGAUUCCGGAGAACGCAUUGGCCUAGUCAUCACAACACUGCUAUCGCUGGCUGUAUUCAUGAUGAUCAUAUCCGACCAGAUACCACCAACAUCAGAGGUUUUUCCACUGCUACAGAAGUUCUUAACUGCUGUGAUGUUUGAAAUUGGCUUUGCACUUAUGGCCAAUUGUGUCGUCAUCUCCUGGGCAUCUCGUGAAGGUCCACCUUCUCCUUUUCUUAAGAAAAUUCUCAACUUUCAGUUCUUUAAGAAGGCCCUGAAGGAUCGCAAUAAUGUCAAAAUUACAAGUGUAAAUGGGGAAGGAGAUAAAGGAACUGGUCAAGCAAACAACGGAUAUCAAAAGGAAUCCAAUCAAAGAAACCCUGCAAAAAAAGAGAAUGAAAAUGAUUGGGAAAGAAAGGUUUUGAAACAUCUUCAAAUAAUCUCUGAAUCUAAAGCUGUUAAGAAGAAACAACAAGCGUACAAAGACGAAUGGAAAUUGGCGGGUGCUACUUUGGAUCGCCUCUGCAUUGUUUUGUUCCUUGUCACAAUAGUUGCAACUCUUGGAUUUGUCUUCGAUGCUGCACCCCGUAUAACUCUUUAGCUCUCAGAGAAGAUAGAUUGCAAAGAAAAAAAUAUUACUGAUCAGAAACGAUUCAACAUGAUAACUUUGGGUCAAGAAAUUGGCUCACCAUUCCUAAAUUAAAUUUGCCGGUGCUUCAAGAUGACUUGCUAUGUUUUUAGAGUUAAACCAGGCCUUUUCUCAUUCUUUGUUUUGUAACAGACACAAAAACCACCUUAAAAGAUAACCUUCAAAGCCAGAAAAAACCCUGAUAAUUCUCAAGACCAAAAGACCACAAUCAUGAUCGACAAACAAACGACUUAAAACACCAACAAGAUAAGACGAAAGAUUGUGUGUUGUUAUCUUCCAUGAUGUUUGUAGCUUGCUUUCCUGCGCUCUUGGUUACCCCUAGGUAACAAAGAUAAGGAAGCUGAAAUAGCUUUUUACGCGUCAGUGAUUCAGCCUUCCCUUAAGCAGAACAAACCCACUGUGAAUGGACUGAAAACAAUCUAUAUUCCUAGAACAUAAAUAUAAAACAUUAUCUAGAACAUAAAUAGCCUCUACACAUAUCUAAAAGUCUGAUGCACUGUUAAGUUAAAAGUAUGCAAUCCAUGUAAACAAAAUUAUUUCAAGUGGUGUAAGUUUGCAUCCACAUGAUAAUCUUAGAUCCGUUGCUAACCUCCAACGCUCAUUAAGAUUAUUUGUGGAAGCAAUAUGUAUUAAUAAGGAAAAUAAAAAUGGGUCAGAACACAGCAGAAAAAAAAGGAAAAUCAAAUGCAGAAGAAUGUUGUUAGGUAAGACUUUUGGUUGUUAGGUAAGACUUGUGUAUAGG